Indicator indicator is the source of this 2223-nucleotide messenger RNA. RefSeq names its product N-acetylated-alpha-linked acidic dipeptidase 2-like. The record is from RefSeq and is a predicted model, not a curated record. The transcript is spliced from 19 exons. Bases 1 to 2223 code for a protein of 740 amino acids. Lineage: Eukaryota; Metazoa; Chordata; Aves; Piciformes; Indicatoridae. Gene Ontology annotation, molecular function: carboxypeptidase activity.
AUGGCCGGGAGCAAGGCCACCCUCCGCACAUGGCUGGGCUGCUCCGGGCUGCUGGGCUGUUUCUUGCUGGGCUUUCUGGCAGGAUGGUUUACAAAACCGACUGAAAAAAACCCUGACUCUUCAGAUGUCUAUCACAGUGCGCGACAGAAACUUGUGGAUGAAAUGAAAGCAGAAAACAUCAAGCAAUUCCUUCGCUCGUUCACCAGGCUGCCUCACCUUGCAGGAACUGAACAGAAUCUUCUUCUUGCCAAGCAAAUUCAAGGCCAGUGGAAGGAAUUUGGACUAGAUUCAGCAGAACUCGUUCAUUAUGAUGUACUUCUUUCAUAUCCAAAUGAAACUCAGCCAAACUACAUCUCAGUAAUUGAUGAUCAAGGGAAUGAGAUUUUCAAUACAUCGUUGUCUGAACCACCUCCACAGGGGUAUGAAAAUGUUACUGAUAUACUGCCACCAUAUAAUGCUUUCUCAGCACAAGGAGUGCCAGAGGCAGAUCUGGUAUAUGUGAAUUACGGUCGUACUGAAGAUUUUUUCAAGCUGGAACGUGAAAUGGGAAUUAACUGUACAGGGAAGAUUGUCAUUGCCAGAUAUGGAAAGAUAUUCAGAGGAAACAAAGUCAAAAAUGCCAUAUUAGCAGGAGCCCAAGGGAUCAUACUUUAUUCAGACCCUGCUGACUACUGUGCCCCAGGGGUAGAUGCUUAUCCAGGUGGCUGGAACCUUCCAGGCAGAGGAGCCCAGCGUGGGAAUGUGUUAAACCUAAAUGGAGCUGGGGACCCUCUGACACCAGGUUAUCCUGCAAAAGAGUACACUUUCAGGUAUAAAGGUAAUGAAGGUGUAGGGAUUCCCAAAAUCCCAGUUCAUCCUAUCGGAUAUCAUGAUGCAGAAGUAUUAUUGCGUGCAAUGGGAGGACCUGCAGCUCCAGAGAGCAGCUGGAAGGGAAGUCUCAAUGUGUCUUACAACGUGGGGCCAGGAUUUGCAGACAAGUUUUCUACAAGAAAAGUCAGAAUGCAUGUUCAUACAAGCAAUAAAAUAACACGAAUUUAUAACGUCAUUGGCAUCCUCAGAGGAGCUGUGGAACCAGACAGAUAUGUUAUUUUAGGAGGUCACAGAGACUCUUGGGUGUUUGGUGGUAUUGAUCCAACUACAGGUGCAGCUGUUCUGCAAGAGGUUGUACGGAGUUUUGGUAAAAUGAAGAUGGAAGGUUGGAGACCUAGGCGAACUAUUAUUUUUGCUAGCUGGGAUGCAGAAGAAUUUGGAUUAUUGGGUUCCACAGAAUGGGCUGAGGAAAAUUCCAGAAUCCUUCAGGAACGGGCAGUAGCUUACAUCAACACAGAUUCUUCUAUAGAAGGUAACUACACAUUAAGAGUUGACUGCACCCCUCUUCUCUACAAACUGGUGUAUAAUCUGACAAAAGAGAUUUUAAGCCCUGAUGAGGGUUAUGAAAAUAAGUCUCUUUAUGAGAGCUGGCUUGACAAAGAUCCUGCAACUGAAAAUAAUAGCUAUCCCAGAAUAAACAAACUGGGGUCAGGCAGUGAUUUUGAAGCUUACUUUCAGCGACUGGGAAUUGCAUCAGGCAGAGUCCGAUAUACCAAGAAUAGGAAAGCAGACAAAUUCAGCAAUUAUCCUGUUUAUCACACUGUGUAUGAGACCUUUGAGUUAGUGGAAAAAUUUUAUGACCCCACCUUUAAGAAACAGCUAACAAUUGCCCAGUUACGAGGCAAACUGGUUUGUGAACUGGCAGAUUCCCAGGUCAUUCCAUUCAACUGUAGAGAUUAUGGAGAAGCUUUAAAAGAAUAUAGCAAUAGAAUUUAUAAACUGGCCAAGAAACAUGAAGAACAGAUGAAACUGUACAAAGUGUCAUUUGAUUCUCUUUUUUCUGCUGUGGUGAACUUCUCAAAGGCUGCUGAUGAAUUUCACAGGAGACUUGAAGCAGUCAACAGGAAAGACCCAGUUGCAGUGCGAAUUAUGAACGAUCAGUUGAUGUUUCUAGAGAGAGCUUUCAUUGAUCCUCUUGGCUUACCAGGAAGGAAAUUCUACAGACACAUCAUCUUUGCUCCAAGCAGUCACAACAAGUAUGCUGGAGAGUCCUUCCCAGGGAUCUAUGAUGCCAUGUUUGAUAUUGAAAGCAAAGCAGCUCAACAUGAAGCCUGGGAAGAAGUUAAGAGGCAGAUUUCUAUUGCAGCCUUCACUGUGCAGGCAGCAGCAGGGACACUGAAAGAAGUAGCAUAG